GGGAACAGUACAUUUUGCGCAAAAACUAUUUAUUAUAAUUUAAUAGUUAGUUUUAAUACGGCUCCCAAAGUAUGAGGCGACGCGAUGAUAAAUUUCCUGACAAUGGCUUCGAAGCCUGGGGCGGUUACAUGAACGCGAAAAUUUCCAAAUUGGAAGAGCAGUUUUCCUCCAGAGUGGGCAGUGAACAAGAGAAAUUGUCGGAUAUAUUCAGUGGGGUAAGCAUAUUUGUUAAUGGAUACACAAUUCCCUCUGCAGACGAACUGAAAACUCUUAUGGCAAAGCAUGGCGGCGUUUAUCACACUUACCAGCGUAGUGAUGAUUUUAUUAUAGCAUCAAAUUUACCCGACACUAAAGUAAAAAAUAUGUCGUUAGUCAAAGUAGUUAGGCCAGAAUGGAUUACAGACAGUAUUACUGCCAAUAAGCUGCUGAAUUAUAGAGAUUACUUACUGUAUGGGAACUCCAGAUUGCAACCUCGACUUAACUUUGCUAAAGUCAAAAGUGAUACUGAUGUUGAUAGCAAGCCACCAACAAGUAUGCCGGAGAGCACUGUCAGUAAAAGUAAUAGUGAGAAGUUAGAUGAUGUUCCAAAUGUUGUUAACACUAAGCCGAUAAAUAAUGUAUCAGAAGAUUUGCCCAAGAGGACAGACCACUCAACAAAAACAGCAGCAGAUCCUAAUUUUAUUUCAGAAUUUUAUAAUAAUUCUCGUUUACAUCAUAUUUCACAACUCGGAGCAUGCUUUAAACAACAUGUAAAUGAUCUAAGAGAGACCAGCAAUUUUGAAUUUCCUGCUCGAACACAGUUAAAGGAGAAAGUUCUUGCAUUAAAUAAUGCCAACUGUCUAUCACAAGUAAUAUUUGAGGGUGGAAAAACAAUCAUGCAUAUAGAUAUGGACUGUUUCUUUGUAUCAGUAGGGUUACGAAAAAGACCGGAGCUGCGAGGGAAGCCUGUGGCUGUCACACAUUCCAAGGGCGGACAAGGCAGACCCAAAAGGGCAGGAGUAGACAGGGAUACUGAAUUCAAUUUAUACAGAGAAAAGCAAGCUAAAAAAUUAGAAAAAGCCACUGGUAUAAAUGAAGAUAUCAAAUUGGAGACUAGAGUAGAUGCCAUUGGAGAUGAGGAUGACAAAUAUGGGUCUAUGAGUGAAAUAGCGUCAUGUUCAUAUGAGGCUCGAGCAAAGGGCAUUAGCAAUGGUAUGUUCAUGGGUGCAGCUUUAAGAUUAUGCCCAGACAUACAAACCAUUCCGUAUGAUUUUGAUGGAUAUAAAGAAGUCGCUUACACAUUAUACAACACCGUUGCUCAAUACACUCUUAACAUUGAGGCAGUGUCUUGUGAUGAAAUGUAUGUUGAUUGUAGUGAGCUAUUGAAGGAUUUAGAUAUUACUGUUCAAGACUUUGCAACUAUAUUGAGAGAAGAAAUAAGGACUAAAACCGGGUGUCCUUGUUCAACUGGAUUUGGAGGUAACCGCUUGCAGGCUAGGUUAGCAACAAAGCGAGCAAAACCAGAUGGUCAGUUCUUCCUGUCUGCAGAUCUUGUUGAAGAUUUCAUUUUUGACAUUAAGCUGAGGGAUCUACCUGGGGUGGGGAGGCAAACUGCUUCAAAAUUGGAGUCUCUUGGUCAUCAGACUUGUGGCUCCUUACAGAAUCUCAGUUUAGCGUCUCUGCAACAACACUUGGGUAUCAAAACAGGCCUUCAGUUGUAUGAUCAGUGUAGAGGUCGAGAUAAUAAUCCCCUAACAUUCCAUACAGUGAGAAAAUCUGUAUCAGCUGAAGUUAACUAUGGAAUUAGAUUUGAGAAUAAUGAGCAAUGCAUAGAAUUUUUAAAACAAUUGUCAGCUGAAGUCCACACAAGAAUGGUACAAUUUAAAGUUGUGGGAAAAUGUAUCACUCUAAAACUUAUGGUAAGAGAUGAAAAAGCACCAGUAGAAACUGCAAAAUUUAUGGGGCAUGGGUUUUGCAAUGUUAUAAACAAGUCAACUUCUUUACUCAAUGCUACAAACGAUGUGGAAAUCAUAACUAGAGAAAUAAUAUCUCUUUGUAACAAACAGAAGAUAGACCCUAAAGAAAUGAGAGGUAUAGGGAUACAGGUCACUAAAUUAGAAUCUCUAGCAAAUAAGGGUCAAACAAAAGGAGCUAUGAGCAAAUUCCUUGUCAAUACGAAUUCAAUCAAACCUGAAAGUAAAAAUACGGCAAAUCUUCCUGAAAUUGUGAUUAAAGUAAAACCUGAGCCAGUUCCAAAGCCAACAACACCCAAAAAAACAAAAGCACAAUCUCCCAAAAAAUCUCCAGUGAUAGGUUCCAAUAAAAGUUCCCCUGUCGCCUCUGGGAAAAGGCGAGGUAGACCUCCCAAAAAUCUAUCUUUAAGAACACAGGUCUCAACUUCAAAAAAUCUUAUGAGUAAAUUUUUACAUGGACAGAGUAACUACAACCCCCCAUACAAACCACCUAUACCUGUGCAGACUGUAGUUAAACAAGAAAAACAGGAAGUUAAAAAAGAAACUAAAGAAGUUAAGAAAGUAUCUUCUCCUAAUCAGGGUUUACUAGAUCUCCCAUGGGACAAAGUAAGAGAACUACUAAGAGCAUGGCUUGAGAGCGGCCAAACUCCCAUACCUUACGAUAUUAAUUUGAUCGUCACAUAUAUGCGAGAAAUGGUUAUCAACAAGAACAUAGACAAGUUAAACAUACUUUUGAACUUUCUGAGGAGAAGAAUUCGCGAAAUGAAUAGCAGCAGUUGGAUGGAUGUGUAUGAGAAUAUAAUGGAACAAGUCCAGAACGCGAUGGUCGCUGUUUAUGGCAAAAAGCUGUGGGUUGGUAAUUAACGGUUUAAAUUGUUGACAAGCGUGAUGAUAAUGAGCCAAUGAUAACUGCCAGUAUCAAGACAAUGUCUUC
Cydia splendana is the source of this 2886-nucleotide messenger RNA. RefSeq names its product DNA repair protein Rev1 (gene Rev1). Gene Ontology annotation, molecular function: DNA-directed DNA polymerase activity; deoxycytidyl transferase activity; damaged DNA binding. Bases 72 to 2816 code for a protein of 914 amino acids. Lineage: Eukaryota; Metazoa; Arthropoda; Insecta; Lepidoptera; Tortricidae. The transcript has a single exon. Gene Ontology annotation, cellular component: nucleus. Gene Ontology annotation, biological process: error-free translesion synthesis; error-prone translesion synthesis. The record is from RefSeq and is a predicted model, not a curated record.